CAGCGACAGCGCAAACACGCGAUGGGCAACAGCGACUCCAAGAGCAAGUUCCGCGAGUCCGUGUAUAAGCUGAGCAAUGAAGAGGUCGCUAGUCGACACCUUGAGUUCUGGGAUAAGCUAUGGAAGAUCCCCACGACGGCUGAAGAGAUCUUCACGCUGAUCCAGCCUGACGAUAUACGCAUGUUGCGACAAAACCAGCAAGGCAACCUCAGCACGAUGCUAACCCAAGCCAUUUCACAACUCCACCAAAUCGUCGAAACACCUCUACCAAAGUACUAUCCCCAGGCUGUCAACUGCAUCCGUGUCCUGACGCGCGUCAUGCCGUUCAUCCUCGAGGACCGAUCCGAUGAGUUCGUCCAGCAGCUUCUUUGGGGUCCCCCACCCACCGUCUAUGCCGCUGAAGCAUCGUCAGAAGUCGACGUCCCCACCUCACAGCUCAGCUUGGCACAGAAACUUGUCGACGCGAUGCUUGGCCUCCUGUUCCUUCCCGACUUCACUGUGUCUGCGGGAGCCUACAAAGCCUUCCGCGAACAGCUCUCGACCGCACCGUCGUCGUCGGCGAAUGUAGUGUACCCGCCAUUGUUGUGGUACAAUGGCGUGGGGUAUCCCGACGCGUCGGCCGUCGCAUCCGUCCAGUUUGACAAGAACCGCAAAGAAGUGCUCAAGCUUCUACUUACUUGCUUUUCCAGCAUUUUAUACCACACCGCCGACUCGUGCGACGCGUACGUGGACCCUUUUCUUGCAUACGCGACGCGAAAAGAGUCACGGCAUGCCCCGACACUGUUCUAUUCCCUCGUGAACGUUACGCUCUUGUACGACCCCGUCGGGUGGGGCGUUCCGUAUGCUGGUUCGAUCGUUGCCGACGAACGCGAGACUCUCGUUGACGUUUCUAUUCAAGUGCUGCUCGUCCUGCUGGACUUCGGCGCACCCGCAAGAAACGUCGCGCCUGAAGGUGACUCGUUUGCCGCUUUUGACUCCAAUAAUCAAUACCGCGCGCUCUUGUCCUCGAUCCAGCGCGAGGAGGACUUUGAGCUGCUCUUCAAUGGACUGGCCAAGUUGCUGAACAAUUACCACCAGGCCAUGAACACGCUGCUACCCAACUCGAUCAAGCAAAUCAAAUGCCAUCAGGAAUUGCUCGUGCUCUUGUGGAAGUUGCUCGAUGAAAACAAGGCGUUUCUUCAGUUCACAUUGAAACGCGCCGACAUGAACCGAAUCGUCGUCCCGUUGCUUUUUCUCAUGUACGAAGGACGCAAGGAGCCGUCCAAGGUCGGGAUGAUUCACAUUUGCACGUUCAUCUUGCUUCUCCUGAGUGGCGAGCGCGACUUUGCUGUCAACUUGAACAAACCGUUCGACUUGAAGCUGCCGCUGGACCUGCCACCUUUCAACGGCAACCACGCGGACCUGUUAAUUGUAUGUCUGCAUAAAGUGAUUGUGAACGGCUACGAGAAGCUCAACUCGGUCUACAACUGCUUUCUCACCAUCGUGAGCAACAUCUCGCCGUAUAUCAAGAAGCUCAACAUGGUGUCGAGCGUGCGGCUCUUGCGUCUGUUCAAGUUGUUUUCGCAGCCUCGUUAUUUGUUCGACAACGAUGCGAACCACCAUCUCGUCUUCUUCUUGCUCGAUACAUUCAACAACUUGAUCCAGUACCAGUACGAAGGCAACGAGCAACUCGUGUACGCGAUGGUUCAAAACAAAGACUUGUUCCUGAAAUUGAGCGUGCUGUCAAUGCCGAUUUCCUCGACGGCCGUGUCGGUCACCCCCAAAGCAAUCCCGUCCAAGGACAGCGUUGAUGAUGUCGACGUUGUGCCGUCCGUGGCGGCUCUUACUGCGCUGACGGAUGCCCCGAUUGACCAAGACGAAGCGCCGCCCGCCCCCGUUCAAGCUAAGUUCACCCCAACGGAAGAAUGGCUCCAGGGAUGGAAGAAGAAACUCCCGAUCAACACGUCGUUGCGGCUGUUGCAGUAUCUUGUUCCUCAACUUGAACAGGCUUGCGAGCAGGCGUCCAGCGGGAGCUUGGACGAAGCUGCGAUGCUCGGGUUCCUCCGUGGCACGACGAUGGUCGGGCUGCUGCCAGUUCCCCAUGCGAUUGUCAUUCGAAAGUACCAGACGAACCAGUUCACCAACCUGUGGUUUACUACGUUCACGUGGGGCGUCAUCUUCCUUCGCAACCAAGUGUUUCCGCUCUUCGACGGCGCGUCCAUAACGCUUUUCACGAUCAACGUGCUCUAACGACGUGAUAGUUUGCCCACCUACAGCACAUCCGCCAUGUGAAAAGACUGGGACAUCAUGUUUGUAUAUUUUGGACAUGGUAUUUAAACGAAUCGUUGGACUCGAAUGCAAAGCUUGCCGGGCGGCAGUUCAUCAGUGCAGUACUCCCAGUGAAGGGGUGUCUCCUCAACGAAAUUCAGAGCAGAUCUUGGUUUUUGC
Aphanomyces invadans is the source of this 2427-nucleotide messenger RNA. RefSeq lists its product as hypothetical. The coding region runs from base 22 to 2229 and encodes 735 amino acids. Lineage: Eukaryota; Oomycota; Saprolegniomycetes; Saprolegniales; Verrucalvaceae. Gene Ontology annotation, cellular component: Golgi trans cisterna; membrane; Golgi medial cisterna. The transcript is spliced from 12 exons. The record is from RefSeq and is a predicted model, not a curated record.